UCACCAGCCUCCUGCCCAGGGGCACUGCCCCGGCUCGAUCCUGCCAGUGUAGGUGGCAGUGAGAAGCUGGGGCCUACUCCCCAGAGCCUUUGGAGCAGAUCUCGGACCUUUGGAGCUCUAUGUCGCUGGCCCCCCAGAACCCUGAACAUGGCAGAUGGGGUGCAGGCCAACCCCAAAGGGUUCAGAAAGACGGUGCUGGUUAGACACCCCUCUGGGUGGAGGGGCCCUGAUCUUAGGGCCUCUUCUUCAAGGACCUCCAGAUCUAGCCUGGCUUUGAAGUUCUUCACCAUCACCAUCCUGGCCGGCAGCAUCCUGCCCGCAGCGCACAGCAGCCUGUUCAACCUGAAGACCAUGGUGGAAGCCAUCACGGGGAAAAAUGCCAUCCUGUCCUUCGUGGGCUACGGCUGCUACUGCGGGCUGGGGGGGCGUGGCCUGCCCAUGGAUGAAGUAGACUGGUGCUGCCAUGCCCAUGACUGCUGCUACCAGAAGCUCUUUGACCAGGGCUGCCACACCUACGUGGACCAUUAUGAGUACAGCAUCGAGAAUAAUACUACGAUUGUCUGCAGAGAUCGCAACCAGACAGACUGCGACAGGCAGACCUGCGAGUGCGACAAGAGCGUGGCUCUGUGCUUCCAGAGGCAGACCUACAAUGAGAAGCAUCGCAACUACCUCAACAUCUACUGCCAGGGCACCACCCCCAACUGCAGCAUCUACGAGCGGCCCAAGAAGGAGACCUGUAGCCCCGCCUCCUCGCCACCCCCUGCACUGCCCUAGUGCCCUCUGGGGGCUGACAGAGAAGAAGGGUGGCGGUUCCUGCUCUGGGGACCAGGCACAUGGAGCAGGCAGAGGUGGGGGUGGACCUGGAGCCUACGGGCUACCCUGCCACCUUCUCCCUGGAGCCCUCCAGCAAGGCUGGUCCCCAGAGGACUCAGGAAGGCCUGGGCCCUGACUGUGGCCACCGGGGUCCUCCAGCCCAGGACUGGGCAUGUCCGUGUCCUGCUGUUGGUCCUGGACUUGGCAGGGAACGUGUGGCUUGUUGGGGUCACUCCUGAGUGUGGAAGACGAGACCUGAGAGAGAGGCCCCAGGCCCCCAGGUCUCUGACAAACACAGGAGAAGGCAGGGCCCAGCCCUCAGCCUCUCCCCCUGCACCUCCCCUCAUGCAGCAGCCAGGCCAGUGGGUGGAAAGACCUUAGGCCUGGGGAGGAAAGGCUGAGGGCUGGGACCCCCCUGGGUGAAAGGGGAAACAAAGGCCCAGGCAGGAAGCUGGGCAGAAGAUUCAGGGAGGCCGGGAGGGAGCAGCCUGGGGAGGAGGAAAGGGUGGGGAGAAGGGGAGAGAGGGGUGAGGGUCAGAUGUCUAGACCAGAGGUGUGGAGCUGGGUUGAAGAGUCUGAAGGUGGAGAGGAGGAGUGAGGGUCACAUUUUUUGAGGAAGGGGCUCCUGCAAUCCAGAGGUUCUCUCCUUCCUUACGAGUCCUUUCAGCUUAGUGAGAUCUUUUAUGCUAAGGUUUGUGGACGGGGCUGCACUUGCUUUACAUUGGUCUAGGAGCUGCCUUUGCCGA
Molecule: messenger RNA, 1559 nt
Organism: Myotis daubentonii (Daubenton's bat)
Lineage: Eukaryota; Metazoa; Chordata; Mammalia; Chiroptera; Vespertilionidae
Gene: PLA2G2F
Product: phospholipase A2 group IIF
Biological process (GO): lipid catabolic process; arachidonate secretion; phospholipid metabolic process
Molecular function (GO): phospholipid binding; calcium ion binding
Source: RefSeq, a predicted model, not a curated record